Molecule: messenger RNA, 1128 nt
Organism: Cyclospora cayetanensis
Lineage: Eukaryota; Apicomplexa; Conoidasida; Eucoccidiorida; Eimeriidae
Product: dihydrolipoyl dehydrogenase
Exons: 4
Coding region: 1-1128 (375 amino acids)
Cellular component (GO): mitochondrion; oxoglutarate dehydrogenase complex
Molecular function (GO): dihydrolipoyl dehydrogenase (NADH) activity; flavin adenine dinucleotide binding
Source: RefSeq, a predicted model, not a curated record
AUGGGCAUUGAAGUGCCUGAGGGAAGCGUGCGGCUCAACCCGAGAACGGCCGGGAAGUAUGCGCUCGGAAUUGCCUCGAAGGUGCGAAGCGGUCUGGUAGGCUCUUUAGCCGCGCACAAGAUUCCAGUAUUGGAUGCGAUGGCAUACGUUGAUGGGCCUGGUGUACUGCGAUUGCAUCCAACACCGACCUCUCCACCGAGCACUCCAACGAUGCUGAGGGCAAAAAAUAUAAUUCUCGCUCCAGGUUCCGUGCCGUUUGUGCCUCCCGGAAUCGAUCUAGCUCAAAGCCAGCCCUCUCAGGGAGGCGCUGCGGAGGCUUCGGAGGAGGGAGAGCAGCGGCACCAGAUCAUGACCAGCGAUACGGCCGUCGGCUUGCCCUUGAUGCCGUCGUACAUCACCAUCAUUGGAGCUGGGUAUAUCGGACUGGAGUUCGCAGAAGUCUUCUCAGCCAUGGGGGCAGAGAAUCUUGGCCUUGAGGCGCUUGGUGUUACUUUGAAGCGCGGAGGCUUCGUGCCCGUAGACGCGUGCAUGCGGGUGUUGAAGGGGUCUCCUGCCGGGGGGGCAGCUGGCGCAUCCUCUCAGCCGAGCGCAGAAGCAGGAGGCAGUGCUCUUGGAGACGACGCGGAGGCGAUAGAUGGACUCUACUGUAUUGGAGAUGCCAACGGACUUUUGCAACUCGCGCAUGCCGCCUCUGCUCAGGCCGUCACCGCAGUUGAAGCGAUCGCCGGAAGAAAUCGGCCCUUCAACUCCCGCCUCAUUCCGGCUGCCUGUUUUACCAACCCCGAGAUCGCCUUUGUCGGCUACACUGAGCCAGAGGCACGCGCUCUCGGGGAGAAGCAGGGCUUUGAGGUUGGAGUGAGCACAGCCAACUUUAGGGCGAACUCUAAGGCAGUAGCUGAAGGAGAGGCCGAAGGCCUCAUGAAGGUUUUGUGGCGUAAGGAUUCGGGGCAGGUGUUGGGCUGCCACAUGAUUGGGCCUCACGCAGGAGACCUCAUGCAGCAAUGCGCCAAUGCAAUGGCUACGCAGACGCCUGUCGACCGGCUAGCUCAGAUCACGCACACGCACCCCACGCUCAGUGAGACAGUGGAGGCCGCAUGGAAGCAAGCAGUAGGCCUCCUUUCACACUAG